Messenger RNA from Hemibagrus wyckioides, 2788 nucleotides. RefSeq names its product lens intrinsic membrane protein 2.2 (gene lim2.2). NCBI's taxonomy places the organism in Eukaryota, Metazoa, Chordata, Actinopteri, Siluriformes, Bagridae. Gene Ontology annotation, cellular component: plasma membrane. The record is from RefSeq and is a predicted model, not a curated record. Gene Ontology annotation, molecular function: structural constituent of eye lens. The transcript is spliced from 5 exons. The coding region runs from base 269 to 796 and encodes 175 amino acids.
CGAGCGAGAGAGAGGGGGAUUAUCUCACUUCUCACAUGUUCCUCUCGAUCAUUCCCUCCUUUGUGGCUGAAACAAUGACGGCUGAGUGUCGAAGGCUUAAAAGUGCGAGGACGGGACGUGAUCACAAAUGCAGAAGUGCUGGGACACACAACACUCCAUCAAAAAGAGUUAGAUAUCAGUACAGGAAAGAAGUGGACACUACAGACACAGAGGAUUGUGUGUGUUUCUCCUCAGUGUGUGUUAGGACUCUGUCCUGUGCUCAGCCUCCAUGCUCUACACACUAGCAGGAGGAGGCACGCUGAGUGGCGCCGCUGCCUUCGUGCUCCUCAUCGUUUCCACGGCCACUGACUACUGGAUGCAGUAUCGCUACUCGGGAAACUUUGCCAAUCAGGGCCUGUGGAGGUUCUGCAUCAAUAACAAGUGUCAUGCUCACACGCUCACUGUGGCUUUCUGGGAUGCCACACGGGCCUUCAUGCUGCUGUCUGUGUUGAGCUGCUUCGCCGGUGUGGUGCUGGGCCUCAGUGCCUUCUCCAACAGAACCAAAAACUCGAGGGUGAGAACCGCAGGAAUCGCUCUGCUGCUGUCUGGUUUCUUUGCUCUCUUAGCUUUGGCAAUCUACACUGGCAUGACUGUGAGCUUCUUUGGCAAGCGCUACAUUCAGUGGAGGUUCUCAUGGUCCUACAUUCUUGGCUGGUUUGGCACCAUUCUGGUUAUAACAGCUGGCAUCCUCCAAAUUUAUGGCUAUCAGAGGAGCACUGCUGAACCAGCACCUCAAAAUCCUACAGACUCCUCCUGAAUUUCCCCUGAGCUGUAACCUUUAGGUGGAGUUUCAACUAUUGUAAGAUGACAUCAGAAUCUGGACUCUUUAAAACAUUCAUACUCUUGCAAUAGCAACAUAUGAUCUGGCUGAAAUAAAGUAUUUUUUGCACUAUUUGGAUGUUAUGCUUUGGAUGUUAAGUCAGUGUGUGUGUGUGUGUGUUUUGAUGGCACAUGUGCUCUUAACACAGUCCAGCAGAGGGCAGCAGUAAAGCAUCAGGUCAUGUACACCGAUCAGGCAUAGCAUUAUGACCACCUGCCUAAUAUUGCGUUUGUCCCGCAAACAGGCUGCCAAAGCAGCCCUGACCCAUCGAGGCAUGGGCUCCACUAGAUCCCAGAAGUUUUGCUGUGGUAUCUGGCACCAAGAUGUUAGCAGCAGAUCCUUUAAGUCCUGUAAGUUGUGAGGACCUUCAACUUGUCCUCAUCUCCACACUCUGGCUGAAACGCACAGAUCUGAGCUGAAUAUUUCUCAUUUGAGAUAACUAGCUGCUCAGACGUGGAAAUUGUUUAGCUUUCACAGUAAUGCUGUAAUGAAAGUAAAAGACUAAAGUCAGCUGUUAAAUGUUUGCAUAUAGAUGAUUGACAGCUCUGUGCCUAUAAUGAGAUGAUAACUGUUAGUUAUAGGCGUUUGAGAAAUGAGUGCCGUAAAUUAAAAGUGUCACUUGGAAAACAAAAAUGGAUUACCAAGAAGAGACUCUUAAGCUGGUUAAACACAGCAGUGACUCAGAGUGAAGGGGUUUUGCAUGCAAUGGAGUUUUACUUAUAGUUUAGACUUGUAUUUUUCAAUCCUGGUCAUGGUGUACUAGUUUUAUAUAUAUACAGCAUACACUUUACCCGUUUAUAUUAAAGUUUAAUGUGAAACAGAGCUGCCAAAUUCAGCCCUUGGACAGAUGUUACCUGUCCCAUUGCUUGUAAUAUUGAUAUCUGGUGUGCAGGCCAACACACUGCCAUUUUUGGUUUCACUUGACGAUGGCAGCACUGUAUUAACAGCGCUCUAGCUAAAUUGUAAGAGCAGUUUUUCCCUGGCUGCACCUGCAAAUUAAUGGGCUGAAGGAUAUUUAGUUAGUUAGUAGGAUACAGUGGAUAAAGUUAACAUUGAGAAUUGGGAUUGUGGUUUCAAAAACAAUAGUAGGCGUAGGAAAUGUAUGCUUCGUGUAGUUCAGUGACUGCUGCAGUAACUAUGGACUUUAAUAUUAAUAUCAUGAGACAUUAUGGAACAAAUCAUGAGCAAUUUAAAAAUAUAUUGGGGAUGAGAGGACAGAGAAAGAGCUGGAGGCGAUCCUGACAAAAGCAAUUUUUCAUCAGAGUAAAUGAGGCACAGAACAUUAGAGUUAAUGAGUGCCACUGAUUCCUACCACUAAGCAUAGAAGAGCUUUCAUGACUUCUUGAACUAAAGUGAAUUUUAAUGAGGAUUAAGGAUGAUUAAUGUUAGUUUGUCUAAUUGGUCGUUGCCCUUAAAUAAAGUAGACCACAAAGUUUUUAUAUAUAAAAACAAUUAAUAUAUAUUUUGCAUAAUUCCGAAAUAAUAUUUCAAUGAUGAGCCCUUGCGAUUUUUUUCAUGUGGUCUAAUCUGGAAAAGUUCUGGACACCCUUCAGUUCUCCUCACUCCUGAAUAAGACAGAAAUCGCAGCUCAUCUUGUAACAGAGAACACAGAACAGUCCUCAUGAUGUCGGAAAAUCUCUGAAAACUUACGAAGCACUGACACUUUAGUCUCUUUUCAUAAAUACUAAACUUCUUAUAUCACCAUAUCAAUUUUUGUUAACGAACAGAUUUAUUUUUUAAAAAGUUGUUUGUUAUUAGUCUUGCCCAUCCUACAAGUCUCUGUUAGUCAGCUAUUACUAUAGAAACUAUAAUGUAUAAGAAUGAGUGUAUCAAUAUAAACACAUCAUUUCAAUUAAAGCCAGAAUACUGUCAGAGCUGCUGUUAGAAAUAUUUAAUCAACCUGAUUUGAGCUGUAGUAUAAUUAAUAAU